AAAAGCGCUUUUUUAAAUAAUUUUAAUGAACCUGUUCACAGUAUCAGCUCAACCCACAGUGGCCCCGCCCCCUCUGCCAAUCAACCACUCCUCGCGCGUGCGCAGGAGUCUCCUGCGCCCAGAGCCCCGCCCCGAGGUCGAGGCGGGCGGUUAGAACUGGUAGAAGCCUUUCCUCCACUGAUCCACCUGCUAUGACGAUCACCUACAGCUGCAUUGCUAAUGGACGAGCGGUCCUAGCGGAGCUGGCCUUGACCGGCGGCUCCUAUCAGGAAGCAGCAGCAAAAGUGCUUAGCCUGGUGCUUUUUACAGCCAGACCAGAGACCACAGUGCAGAUGGGAAGCUAUGUCUACCACACUCUCCUUAUCGACGGAAUUACUUACUUAUGUGCUACAGACAAUGCCCUGGAUAUGGGAGCACCAUCAGCAUUUCUUAGAGAAGUUAGUGAUACUUUUACAAGAAACCCUUUGAUGUCACAAGAACAUUUUUGUCCUUCACAUGCAGUUGCUGCAGACUUUCAACAAGUAUUAGGACAGUAUAUGAUGAAAUACAAUAAAAAUCAAGGUAACAGCAUAAUUUCCACAAGGAGGAGUCAAGUGAUGGAUAUAAAAAAUUUUAUGAUCCAAAAUGUUGAUACAAUUUUGGAAAAAGAAGAAAGAUUAAAUUUUUUCCUUGAUGGAACAGAUGAUUCCUCAACAACUGACAAAGAAUUCCAAAAAACAACAGAGAUUCCUAGGAGGAUAUGGUGGAAGUACUACAAAAAGAUUGUAAUUAUCACCAUGACAAUUCUCCUUUCAAUUAUUAUCAUUCUUUUAAGUACAAAUGUAAUACCACUCUGACCCUCCUCUCAUCCCCAACAGGUGCCAGUAAAUUGUUA
This is a messenger RNA of Cavia porcellus (domestic guinea pig), 874 nucleotides long. RefSeq lists its product as uncharacterized. Gene Ontology annotation, molecular function: SNAP receptor activity; SNARE binding. Lineage: Eukaryota; Metazoa; Chordata; Mammalia; Rodentia; Caviidae. The transcript is spliced from 6 exons. The coding region runs from base 192 to 836 and encodes 214 amino acids. Gene Ontology annotation, biological process: vesicle fusion; exocytosis. Gene Ontology annotation, cellular component: SNARE complex; membrane. The record is from RefSeq and is a predicted model, not a curated record.